Molecule: messenger RNA, 1387 nt
Organism: Aureobasidium musti
Lineage: Eukaryota; Fungi; Ascomycota; Dothideomycetes; Dothideales; Saccotheciaceae
Source: the annotation of a GenBank genome assembly
AAUGAAGGCUACUCAGCCUUUGCUAUGUCGCGCUGUCUCAGCCAUACGCCCUUUGACUCGCACAACAUGGAUGGCAAAGCGAAGAAGCAUCUCAAUAGUACCGCCCCCAUGGCGUCCAGCCUCUGUAUUGGACAAGUACGAAAUUAUGCAAUCUUGUAUCUUUCUCAUGCUGACCCGCUUCUGUAGAUGGGUUGAACGAGAAGCGAGGCCUAUCAGUUUACGACAGCUUACCUUCUUUGGUCGACUUCUCACCGACACUCGAUUACUUGGAUCUGCGAACUAUGUUCGGCUUGAAUUACCCACCAGAAUUGCACACAGAAUCCGCGAUAUGCAAACAUUACCCUACGCCGCCCUAGUAAAUCCUCACAUCAGCCAUGUCUACGAAUUAUACUACUCAGCCUUCGAAAAGCUACGGAAGGUCCCUGAGAUAAGAACCCUAGAAGACAACGACAGAUUCUGUGAUGUUGUUCGCGAACAACUGAGAGAUCACCUAAGUGUGAUUCCAAGACUUGCUAUGGGCGUGCUAGAAAUCUCCGAAUCCAUACCAAGCGAGCAGUGCGACAAGUUGGUAAACUCGUUGUUGAGGUCAAGGAUCAGUCGACGAGUGAUUGCUGAGCAGCAUUGUGCUCUGACAAAAGCAUAUCAUUCUCCAGAUCACCUUCCUCCAGCAGCAAAACUCCACCCCGAACAUGGCGAUGAUUUCGUCGGCGAGAUCUUCCUUCGAUGCAACGCAAAGGAAAUCGUCCAAGAAUGCGCCGACACGAUAGGCAAUCUUGCCAAACAGGCAUAUGGUUCCGAUGUGAGGUUACCUGAAGUCAUCAUUCAAGGUGCCGAAGACAUCGUCUUUCCCUACAUCCCCAGCCAUCUGGAAUACAUCAUCGGCGAGCUAUUGCGAAACUCCUUCCAGGCAACAGUCGAGCGACACGGCUCCAAGCCUCCGCCAAUCGAAGUAUUGAUAUGUGAGGCUGCACAACACGUCAUCAUCCGGGUAUCAGACCAAGGCGGCGGCAUCGACCGCGAAAGUCUUCCAAACCUCUGGUCAUUCAGCAAAGGACCAGAACGCAACCGACGUCUACGAAACCUCGAGCAAGUCCCUAAACUAGCAGCCACCCUCCAAGACCUCAAAGUUCCUGAACCAGACUCCCCAAACCAGAAGCGCGAUGCGAAACAGACUCGCUUCGAUCACUCUUUGGGAUCUCUGUCUGGUAGACAUCCCGAUCUUCGUCUGGGGAUUGGGUUGCCUAUGAGUCGUAUCUUUGCCGAAUAUUGGGCUGGUAGCCUAGAAGUUCAUAAUCUGGAAGGCUAUGGUGUUGACGCUUUCCUCCAGAUCAGCAAGCUUGGAAACAAGAACGAGACUUUGAGCACCAGAACCAGUAUGGACGCUCUC